This is a messenger RNA of Spirometra erinaceieuropaei, 327 nucleotides long. NCBI's taxonomy places the organism in Eukaryota, Metazoa, Platyhelminthes, Cestoda, Diphyllobothriidea, Diphyllobothriidae. The record is from the annotation of a GenBank genome assembly.
AUGCAAUUGCGUCUCCGCGUCAGUGUCUACGCACCCCCAACAGCCGGUUCCGAUGGUGUGAAGACCAAGUCCUACAAAGGCCUACACGCCCUCCUAGAGACUUUCUCGAAGGCGAACGUAUUGGUUGUCUUCGACGACUUCAAUGCCCGUUUCGUCACCGGUCACGCUACCUCAGGGUGUAUGCUUGAUCAUCCCGGAAUCGGCAGCUACAUCAGCAAUGGUGCUCUCCUCCUGAAGGCCUCCACGGAACACAGUGCUCUCCUAACCAACACCUUCCUCCACCUCACGGUGCAGAAGAAGGCAAAGUGGAGGUACCCCCACUCGUGA